Molecule: messenger RNA, 1161 nt
Organism: Capsicum annuum
Lineage: Eukaryota; Viridiplantae; Streptophyta; Magnoliopsida; Solanales; Solanaceae
Product: protein GAST1
Exons: 4
Coding region: 477-815 (112 amino acids)
Source: RefSeq, a predicted model, not a curated record
UAAAUUAUUUCAGGACUAUAGCUCUCGAAUUAUCUUAUCCCAUUUAAUCUCAACUUUGAUGAAAUAAGGUGAAAUAUUCCUCCUUAUUUAGAUGAAAUAAAUGUUAUUUCAAGCUUAAUCCUGAGAUAUCCCACCUUAUUUAGCGUAUCAAGCGUCUAGCAUUAAUAGAAUAUCUAGAGAACUUUUAUGGAUGAACUCGAUCCAAUAACAUCUUCCUAAAUGUUUGUAAGUUUUUCUUUGUUUUUUUUUUUGAAAUUUUAUCAAAUUCACCAUAAUAUAAUAUAAAAUAAAAAAGAAUACUUUUUUGGACCAAGUGUAAGGGAUACUAUUGGAGUGUGACAACAGCAAGUGUUAGGCUAAAGAGCUUAAAUCACUUGAGAAGUCCCUCUCUAUAAAUAGAACUCCAUUCAUUCAAAGCUCUACACAAUUCACUUCCUCUUUCAAAAUAUUCUAUUUGCUUCAAACAAAUUACUACAAUGGCAGGGAAAAUGAGCAUUGCCUUGUUUGUUCUUUUGGUGGUUUUUCUGACCCAAAAUCAGGUUUCAAGAGCCAAAGUAAUGGUUGAUGAGCAGCAGCAACAACAAAGAAAUAACCAACUAUAUGGUGUUAGUCAGGGAAGCCUCCAUCCUCAAGAUUGUCAACCAAGAUGCACGUAUCGUUGCUCAAAGACAUCAUAUAAGAAGCCGUGCAUGUUUUUCUGCCAGAAAUGUUGUGCAAAGUGUUUGUGUGUUCCUGCUGGUACCUAUGGGAAUAAGCAAACUUGCCCUUGCUACAACAACUGGAAGACCAAGAGAGGUGGCCCAAAGUGCCCAUGAUCUACAUAUAUAUAUAUCCCAUCUAUUACUCAACUUCUGUCAAAUUGGUCUAUUAAUUAGAUCAACAUCUGGUUCAAGUGGCGUGUAUUAGCUUAGUACUAGAAUGGUCAAAUUAUUAGGGCCCAAUUAAUUAUAUAUAUAGAAGAAGAUUAAUGUGCUAGCUACAAGUACUAUAUAUAGCAUGGUUAUAAUUCUGUAAUGGCCAGUAGUGUUUUAUGUUACUUAUUUUAUUAUGAUUAUUAUUAUUAUUAUCUUUAGUAAUAUUUAUUGGCGUACCCCUUCUUCUGUGUAAGAAUUAACAUGUAUUUUAAGUCAUUUAAUCCAAGGACGAUUUAAUGGUGUUUUA